GCUGCAGAGUAAGAUGGCGGCGCCCUGUGUCCGCUUGUGUCGCCGGCUGGUGGGCAGGAGCGGCCCGGCCGGGGCACAGCGGCUACAGAGAGGCGGCGGGGCGCAUUGGAAAUAUUCCACAAGUCCUUGCCUCUGUCAGUCUGCAGCAUCCAAACAGACAGAUUCUGCAGAAGAAAUAGUCAUUCCAAGAAAGAAAACAUGGGACAAAUUAGCAGUCCUUCAAGCUCUUGCUGCCACAGUGAACAGAGACCACACAGCUGUACAUUACAGGUUCCAGGAUGACCCAUACCUCAUUCCCAGGACAUCACCUGAGUUUCGUCUCUACUCACUGUCGCAGGAGUCGGGGUGUAAUGCCGCAAAGUAUAUUGUUAACACCUAUCCCCACCUUUUCCAGAAGGACAUUGCUGAACCUUCUAUACCUUGUUUAAUGCCAGAGCAAUUAGAGCCUCUGGUAAAUGAAGUGAGCGUGGCUGCCCUGAAAGAACGCAUUCAGCUCAGGAAAGUGACAGCUUCUGUGGAUCUGUAUGACCAGCUUGUGCAAGCAGGGACUCCUGUGUCUCUUGAAAUCACCAAUACCUUGCUAGAUCUGCUAUGUGUUUAUGGAGACAAAGAGCCACCUAGAGAAGAUCAGCUUGAGCCAAGAGAAGCUGAAGCUAAGGGUGAGGAGACUGGGGUCUUGCAGAAAAAGCAAAGAGGUCGUCCACGCAAAGCUUCGGAUUUGCUUAGCAUCACCUGGAGGGAGAACAAUAAUGCAGAGAGAAUAUUCAGCCUGAUGCCUGAGCAGAAUGAGCAUUCCUUCUGUGCAAUGAUUCGAGGAAUGAUUAAGCAUGGUGCUUAUACAAAGGCCAUGAACUUGUACACCGACCUGCUGAACAAUCGAAUGAAAGCGGAUGUUUAUACUUUUAAUGCACUAAUAUCAGCAGUGCCAGAAUUAAAGGAGAUGUACAAUGAGAAAGCGGAUUUAAUUGUGGAGCUGCUGAAGCAAAUGGCUGAACAAAAGGUGCAGCCGAACUUGUUAACCUUUAAUUCUGCAUUGAAGAGUCUCCGAAAGUGUGGCUCAAUCGCUAAAGGACUUUCCCUCCAAAUAAUGAAUGAAAUGAAAUACCUAAAUAUUGAACCAAGUUUGGCUACUUUCGAUCACCUUCUUGCUAUAUUCUAUAAACCUGCCGCAGCUAACCGACCACACGCUGAUAUUAUCUUUGAGGUGCUCGAUGAAAUAGAAGGGAAGCACUUUGAGCCACAGGAUCCUGAUGACGUGAACUUCUUUAUCAGUGCUAUGAGGCUGUGUUUUGAUUUGAAAGACCUCGACUUGGCCUACAGAUUACACAAGGUUCUUGAAACUGGAAACAACUGGAUGUUAUUGGGUGAUUCUUAUCAACAAAGUAUUUAUUAUGGGAGAUUCUUUAACAUCUUGUGCAUGAUGGAGAGCAUUGACGUGGUUCUCAAGUGGUAUAAAGCUCUCGUUCCAUCGCUCUAUUAUCCUAACAUACAAGGUAUGAAGGAUCUGCUCCAGGCAUUGGAUACAGAGAAUCAUUUGCACCUGAUUCCACGUGUCUGGAAAGACAUUAAGCAACUUGGUCACAGUAACAAGCAGGAUCUUGUGGAGGAGGUGCUUGAACUGAUGGUUCGUGACAAACAUAGUCCAGAGUUGCAAGUUGUAUUUGCUGACUGUGCUCUGGAUAUAAAGGCUGCCUAUAAACGGGACCAAUUCCGUAACGUACAAUGGACAGCUAACUCUUUGGGAAGUAUGACUGCUCUGCUCUUAAGAGGAAGUCGAACUCAAGAUGCAUGGGGGAUGCUGCAACUUUUUAAAACUAACAACAGGGUUCCUGGUAAAGCACUACUGGAUGAGUUUUUGGACCACGCUAAGGAAAGCUGUAACAAGGCCCUGGCUCUUGACUUGGUGAAGCUGGCCGGUGCGUUCAGUUUACCCGCAACAUCAGAGUUGUUUGACCGGGUGAUGAAGGAUUUCGAGCUGACUGAUGAAGAGAAAGGAUCACUGGAAGUGUUGAAUGCCACCAGCAGCGACAGCAAUGCCACCAGCAGUGACAGCAGUGACAGCAGUGAUAGUGACCAAGAAUAACAUUUUGAGCAACCUGGGUUUAUCAAAUGUUCUGUUAAACACAAGAAUGAUUGCUUAAGGAUUGACCUUGGUAUUUGUUCACAACAUGUAACCUCUGCACUGGACUGAGUGUGGCACAGAUAUUGAUGCAUUGAAAUAAUCUUCCACCUUUUACAGUUUUAUCUUCUGUAUUAUUAAUGCCAUUCUACAUAAUGUAAGUUUUAAGUAUAUGGAAUAUUAAAAAAAUGACAAAAUUGA
Carcharodon carcharias (great white shark) is the source of this 2320-nucleotide messenger RNA. It is a transcript of the gene ptcd3, whose product is annotated as pentatricopeptide repeat domain 3. Bases 14 to 2083 code for a protein of 689 amino acids. The record is from RefSeq and is a predicted model, not a curated record. The transcript has 24 exons. Gene Ontology annotation, cellular component: mitochondrion. Gene Ontology annotation, biological process: mitochondrial translation. Lineage: Eukaryota; Metazoa; Chordata; Chondrichthyes; Lamniformes; Lamnidae. Gene Ontology annotation, molecular function: ribosomal small subunit binding; rRNA binding; protein binding.